GUCAAUUUGAGAGAGCACGUACACAAUUAUACCAUACCUGACAAAGAGCAGCAUGGACUCAAAGACAAAGCUCAGACCAGCUUUGGAAAUUAUAAUCUUCUGGACUGCUUUACUACUCUCUAAAGAUCACAAAAGAGCAGCAUCAUUUGCCUAUCAUAACACAUCUGUGGGCAAACAGGUCACUCUACAGUGUAACUCUACACAUAUUCAGAAUAUAACACAAAUAACUUGGAAGAAAGAUUUUGGAAACAAGACAUUUCUUGUGAGCUGCCGAUCAAACUGCACUUAUGGAGCCAAUGUGACAGAAAGAAUAAGAGCCGACCCUGCAGACCCAGCAAAGCUUCAGAUUAUCAAUGUGCAGCUGUCCGAUGAGGGGGGCUAUGCUUGUGAAGUAACAUCAUCUCAGGGCAGCUUCAAAGCAACAUGGCAUCUUGUUGUAAAAGAAAACAAUGACCUGGCAAAUAACAAUGCAAAUCAAAAGUAUAUUGUUUUGUAUACACCCCUGGCUGCAAUAGCAAUUUUUUCUGUAUUUUUGGUCAUCUAUGCAAGAAAAGUUUUAAAAGUAUCACAAACAAGUCACAAAAAUAAGGAGAAUGACUGCAGCAGCAACACAAGACAAGAGAACAGCAGUUUUAUUGAAAGAACCAACUCUUUAUAUGAAGGAAUAAUAACAGCUAAAGAAUGUCACAACUCAGGUGCUUCAAAUGCAUGAAGUGAAGAACAUUUAUUGGGAAAACUCUCUUGUUUCUGAUUUAGUAAGCUGCAUGCUCAUUUUAUCUGACCUUCAGCAUGAUAAUUAUCACACAGUAAGAAAUGAUUCAUAGAAAAAAAAUACCUUGCAGUUAUAAAUAUUUUUUAUAAUUAGCUUUGACAAUGCUAGGGCCCAGGCAGCUAAAAUCUUCAGCCUGGUGAGAAUGGGAUUUGAAGCGUACAGCACUUGCAUGACUCACACAGCACUGUUUUUACUAAGUAACUGCAGACCCCAGAGUCAACUUCCUCAAGUCAAGUUUGUUUGUCUGUUUUUUGUUUUCAUUUCUAUUUUGUAUGCCUUUGGUUUAUUAAAAUAUAAUGCUUUAUUUUAAAAUAAUUUGGACUGCUGUGUAUCAAAACAUAAACCUAUAUUGUUACACUGUCUAUGCUAGAGACAAGUCUAACAGCAGAAAUAUCUGAAAGAUCCCUUCAGACUCUCUUAAUAGUGGGAGCAAACUAAUUAGCUGUGCAUCCACCCCUGUAGAAAUAAAGCUUUUUCCACCUGGGUGAAAAGUGAAAAGAAAAUAAGGAUGUUUAUUCUUAAAAAUAAAUGAUCAGCUGAUGUUUGUUCAGCUGUGGUCAGUAUCA
Molecule: messenger RNA, 1338 nt
Organism: Polyodon spathula (Mississippi paddlefish)
Lineage: Eukaryota; Metazoa; Chordata; Actinopteri; Acipenseriformes; Polyodontidae
Exons: 5
Coding region: 53-712 (219 amino acids)
Biological process (GO): regulation of neuroinflammatory response
Molecular function (GO): signaling receptor activity
Source: RefSeq, a predicted model, not a curated record